This is a messenger RNA of Actinia tenebrosa (Australian red waratah sea anemone), 2774 nucleotides long. RefSeq lists its product as uncharacterized. The record is from RefSeq and is a predicted model, not a curated record. Lineage: Eukaryota; Metazoa; Cnidaria; Anthozoa; Actiniaria; Actiniidae. Gene Ontology annotation, molecular function: protein binding.
UUUUCAAGAAUAUUACUAUCGGAAGACUAUUGGAUUUGACUGAUAAUCAUAUAAAACAUGUUCCAGGUCGAUUCCUUCAAAAUUCUCCAGACGUUGUCGAAAUACUUCUACAUAACAACGAAAUCGAGUCUAUUGAUGAAGACAGUUUUGAAGGUCUUUCAAACCUACAAGGAUUAUACCUGUUCAACAAUAAGAUCAAGCAGUUACCCAAUGGAGUCUUUAAAAACCUUCCGCUGACAAAACUAUUUCUCAACGGAAAUAAUUUUACAAACCUUACUGGACGUCUAUUUAAAGGAAUGAAGAAAACGUCAACUACUUUGUACAUGUUUUCGAACCAAAUAACCUACAUUGAGGAUGAUUUCGUCAAUGACUUGGGAAGCGAAACCAACCUAGUGAUCACAUGUGCAAAUCUGGGAUUUCUUCCAUGUACUCACCAAAAUACAACAGCUAACAUAGCUUGCGCUCCAAACGGCUUGAAUACAAUAAAAGGACUGAACGACUUAGUGACAAAUGCCCUCGCUCGAUCAGGCUUCACUUGCAUCAUGCACCACGUAAACGACAAUGAGUGUAUGGUUUGUAAGAGUGGUUCCUAUGGUAACGGAAGCAUAGACAUGCCCGGAUGUACAAAAUGUCCUCCUGGUGGAUUUUACCAAGACGACAUGGGUAAAAUUAGCUGUAAGAAGUGCAAUAUUGGUACAUAUGUCCACCCAAGUAACGCACCGGGUACUAACCCUCUAUCGUGUCAGGCCUGCCCACAGGGUACCAAUUCAAGUCAACAUGCCGGAUACCGGGCUUGCAAGUGUAUCGACAAAUUUUAUCGUCUUGACCGGUUUGGAAUGUGUCAAACAUGCCCCAACAAGGCCCUUAUUUGUAAAAAUGACUACGCGACUCUCUCAGAGGGUUACUACUGGAAAUGGAAGAACGUUAGCCACCAGGAAGAGUACUCCAGCUUUACCAGGAACCUGGAAAUCGAGAGUAGUGAAGUUUUACAAAGGAAUUGGAAAUUUAACGGAACUCUCCCCAGGCCACAUAAGUGCCCGCGCAAGUCAUGUCUCGGAGGAAUGGAGUCUAGUUGUUAUAAAGGAUAUGAGGGUCCACUGUGUGCCGUGUGUAAAACGCAGUACUACGACAGGAUGAACAGGUGUAUCCGCUGUCCAUCAAGUUUGCAGGCAGGUCUUCAGGUCGCUGGUGUUCUAAUCAUGUUUGUUUUCAUACUCUUUGCUCUUUUGUGGGGUGAACGAAAGAAAAUUAAUGGUGGACGUACAUGGACUGAUAUCAUCAUGUCAUGCUUUAAAAUCAUCAUUGGCUUUUAUCAGGUCAUGGCAGGAUUGUAUUCUUCCUUUUCAAAAGUCGAAUGGCCUCCAACUGUAAUUUGGAUGGAGAAGACGCUCCACUUUAUACAACUAAACAUCUUACAGUUUGCCCCGCUCAGCUGCGUAACGCCGAAAUUAUCAUUCAACGCGCUGGAACAGUUCGUUCUGGUAUCAACAGCAAACGUUGUUAUUGUCAGCUUUAUUCUUCUUUACCUUGCCGUUAGAAUCUUUCAGCUAAGACGAAAAAUGGGAAGAGAGGUYGACGAGCGAGUUACGCACACCAAGAUUUCGUGUAUUCGUAACAUCUGUGUGUUGUUAUUCGCCACAUAUCCACGAACCUGCACCAGCAUUGUCCAGGUCCUCUCCGUCAACUGUGUUCCCCUCUGCUUUGAUGAGAAUGAAGAGUACUGCGAAUCUUAUCUCAGGAGUGACUUCUCGAUCAAAUGUGAUGCUCCGCCCUACCUGGUGUACUCAAAGGUUGCCUUCGUUUUUCUCGCUUACCCAAUUGGGCUACCUGUGGUGAUUCUGUUUCUUGUUUGGAAAUAUGUUCCUAGAAAGACCGCAAGCCCUGAAGAAGAAGAGACUGAACUUCAAGAUAUACCAGAAGAAAACAGAAACUAUCCUAGUGGGGAUGCAAUUUUGUAUAAUCCGAACAAGACUGAAACUCCUUUUAAAGCUGGCCUCAGUCUGUUCUACGAGAACUACAAGCCAAGCUGCUGGUAUUGGGAGGCUGUGGAGAUGAUCCGGAAGUUGGUUCUCAUUUCCGGUUUGACCUUAUUUGGUAAGCAAAGCCGUACACAAAUAGGACUAGGCGCGAUUAUAUCCGCCUUGUUUGCAAUCCUGUACGUUUACCUUCGUCCCAUCGCCAACGAGUUUGAGAAUUUUCUCCAAACCGUCGCCCUGAUGGCAAUUUUUCUUAACCUUGGGAUCGGAGUGAUGCUGAAGAUUUCAGAUGACGAGAUGUCACCCUCUGUCAACAAGCGCAACGAUAAAGUGGGCGUGUCCGUGCUGCUGAUUCUCAUCAAUACUGCUGUUGUUGCCAUAGUGAUUGUUGCUUGUCUAAAAAUAUUGGUCUUGCGCAUGUUACGAUGGUGUAGAUCUGCUGACCAUUCAUGCCAUGGUGACGAGUGUUGUAAAGUGUGCGGGAUGUUCUGUAUGAGUCUGUUGUUACCAUCGAGACUGGACAGAGGUGAUUCUCAUCAUGCAGAAAUGCGUUCAAGACUAUUAGAAGAAUUCGUCGAAACGUAAGCGUAUGGAUAGGCAAAGCAUUUUGGGAGGCCCUUAAGGGGCCCUAUCCCCAUACCCUCACGUCCAAACACGACAGAGAGACUGGGCAUAAAUCCUAUCAACAGAGUUGUUUCUCAGCAUAAGAAAUUUUCCUAAAUCCUUCACUGAUAGCCCUCUAAGGAACGAGUAUCCUGUGACAAAUUCUUGGUAAAUCUUUUAUUUUUUCAAUUUUCA